AUGAGCGGCCUCCCUCCAGAACAGGGAGUGAGGGACAUAAGCUCCUCCUGGUCCUCCUGCUCAGGUCCUCCUCCUCCCCCUGCUCCUCCUGUUCCUCCUGCUCAGGUCCUCCUCUUCCUCCUGCUCCUCCUGUUCCUCCUGCUCAGGUCCUCCUCCUCCUCCUGUUCCUCCUGCUCAGGUCCUCCUCCUCCUCCUGUUCCUCCUGUUCCUCCUGCUCAGUUCCUCCUCUUCCCCCUGCUCCUCCUGUUCCUCCUGCUCAUGUCCUCCUCUUCCUCCUGCUCCACCUGUUCCUCCUGCUCAGGUCCUCCUCCUCCUGCUCCUCCUGUUCCUCCUGCUCAGGUCCUCCUCCUCCUCCUGCUCCUCCUGUUCCUCCUGCUCAGGUCCUCCUCCUCCUCCUGCGUAGGUCCUCCUCCGCCUGCUCCUCCUGUUCCUCCUGCUCAGUUCCUCCUCCUCCUCCUGCUCCUCCUGCGUAGGUCCUCCUCCUCCUGCUCCUCCUGUUCCUCCUGCUCAGUUCCUCCUCCUCCUGUUCCUCCUGCUCAGGUCCUCCUCCUCCUGCGUAGGUCCUCCUCCUCCUCCUGUUCCUCCUGCUCAGGUCCUCCUCCUCCUGCUCCUCCUGUUCCUCCUGCUCAGGUCCUCCUCCUCCUCCUGCUCCUCCUUCUGACAGGUGGUGUAAGCAGCCACAGUGAGCUCAGAGUGUGGAGGAGGAGCUGGGAACCUGAGACCUGUGUCUCUCUGAGCUCCGCGCACUCGGCCCCUGACGAUGGGCAGGAUUACUUCAGGUGCCAAAGUGGAGCUCUCCACAGACACACAGGACAGGGGUCUGAGGAGGUGUUCAGGCGAGACAAGUCCACAGGACAGGGGUCUGAGGAGGUGUGGAGGAGAGACGAGUCCACAGGUGUCAAGAGCGAGGAGCAGAGAGCCCAGGAGGAGCAGAGAGCCCAGGAGGAGCAGAGAGCCCAGGAGGAGCAGAGAGCCCAGGAGGAGCAGAGAGCCCAGGAGGAGCAGAGAGCCCAGGAGGAGCAGAGAGCCCAGGAGGAGCAGAGAGCCCAGGAGGAGCAGAGAGCCCAGGAGGAGCAGAGAGCCCAGGAGGACACAGGUUUGUAUCACUGCUCAUACAGUCUCAGUCUCUUGUUCACAGAGAUGAAGUUGAAAUACAUGGACCUGGACUCGGUCCUGGUUCAGACUCGAUGGUGGACUCGGUCCCAGUUCAGACUCGAUGGCUGCAGCCAAUCACAGAGCAGCACACUGAAGCGCACGCUUACAAACCACUGCUUAGUCAAGAGUCCCUAA
Molecule: messenger RNA, 1290 nt
Organism: Knipowitschia caucasica
Lineage: Eukaryota; Metazoa; Chordata; Actinopteri; Gobiiformes; Gobiidae
Source: the annotation of a GenBank genome assembly